Moneuplotes crassus is the source of this 1429-nucleotide messenger RNA. NCBI's taxonomy places the organism in Eukaryota, Ciliophora, Spirotrichea, Euplotida, Euplotidae. The record is from the annotation of a GenBank genome assembly.
CAAUCGGAAGAACUUAAGAAGAUUAUCGACCACUAUGGCUCCUGUGCAUCUGAAAGCAUCUCCUGUUGAUAAAGAAUCUCAGGUGGAAGCUUUCGAGAAAGCCAAGAAGAUAUUACAGAGCCAGAAGAUCUUUUUUACUCCAGUUGCGAAGCAAGGGAAAUCUAGAAAUCAACGCAAACAAGAUGUCAACUUCGCCACGAUGAAUGAUCAUGAAGUCCAGAAGUUGUUUGCUACUGUUAAAAAUGAUCUUAAACAAGCUAAUUAUUCAUUGAGUCGAGUCUUGAACUCGAACAAGCUGAUAAAUAAUUUCAAGCCAAGAAUACAGAACAGGGUUGUUGUUGAGCAUCAAAGGACCUGCUUUAUCAAACUCACUGUUGAAAAUCAAAUUGCACCUCUAAAAAUAGAAGUGCUUGACAGUAAGAAUCAUAAACUGGGAGUUGAUAGGGGUCGUCAAGAUAGCCCAAUAUUGUAUAUAUCAGAGUAUAAUAAGUAUCCAGAUGAAGAUGAUCAUCAGAAGAAGUAUAUUUGAGGAAGAAACAAGAUAGAGUACCAUCCAAGUGACAGGAGUCCAUACUUUUUAUGAAGGAAUAUCUUUAUUUGUAUCAAAUCGAGUAAAUUCUACAAGUUAAAUUUCUAUUAUUGCUUCGGAAACCAAGCUUUGCACAUCAGGAGAGAGAAGCGACAAGCCGCCUCUAUGAUCGAUUUAUUUUCCUCAGGAGCACAAGAUAUUGGAAUUAAACCUGGCGGCUUACGCAAUAUGAAAAUCAUGUAUGCUUAUAAAACUAAAAUUAAUGAACUUACAGAAGAUAAUUCGAAGCAAAAAGAAUUAUUUACCUUUAUCCAAAACAUUCGAAAGAAGAGACAAAGAGGCUCUCGGAAGCAAAGCAAGAUAAGCCGCUCUGUUGUUUCUUUGCCUGAGAUCGAGCAGCGGCAUCAAAUCGCGAAGGAUAAGAGAACCAAGAUUGACCUAAUGAAGAGGAAGAAAAAUCUAAGAUUUCUUGAAACAAACAAGAUUUUGAAACGAGAAAAGAACCUAGAAUUCAUUGAAAAGGCUAAAGAAACUGCCAAAAGGCAAAGAAUUAAGUUUUUUAUUGUACAGAUUCAUCUCAAAAGGCUCAUCAAAACAAUAGAAGUGAAGUGCACUGAUCGUCAAAUACAAAGAGACAAAGUCCAAAUGAUGUAUAAGAGCUAUUUCGUGCUCCAAAUUUCAUUCUCACGACAUAUAAAGCGUAUUGGGCCUUCUCAUGAUCAAAGAAUUCAAAGGAAAAUUCUAAACUGUCUCACUUUUCUCCAUAAUGCUAAAAAAGGAGUACCUAAAAAGGUUCAGGAGAUCUUAGCGAGGUUUUUGAGAGAUACAACCAUGGUGAAAGAGCUCAAGAGAAAGUCUAUAAUAUUUGGAAGAGAGCUUUACAUUGAUAAUAGAAAAUAA